AUGGCUGAACUCCAGCAGAGCUACAACCAGCAGGGUUUCCUGUCUCCUCUGUCCGUGCUGAAUGAGAUGGAGCUGAGGGAAGCCAGAGACGCCUUUGCUAAGCUGGAGGAUGAAUUUGGUAAAGAGUACACUCAGUACAGCCUCCACAACGUUCACCUCCAGUAUCCCUGGGUGAUGAGCCUGACCAAACAUCCCCGUAUCCUGCAAGUGAUCCAAGCUGUCCUGGGCCCAGACGUCCUCCUGCUGGACUCUCGUUUCAUCUGUAAAUACCCGAUUCUCAAACCAGCCAACAUCCUGGAGAAUGAAGGAAGUCCGACCAAGUCUGAUGGGGAGAACGGUCUUCCUUACGUCGCCUGGCAUCAGGAUAUGAGGUAUUGGGGAAUUGCUGGUGGUCCGGUCCUCUCUGUGUGGCUCGCUCUUGAUGACUCACAGAAGGAAAACGGAGUCCUUCAGGUUAUUCCAGGAAGCCACCGCUCUGGCAUGCUACCCCAUCGCCAAGCCACCCGCUCUGGAAACAUGCUGUCGGUCAACCAGGAGAUCCCAGAGGAGCUGGUUCAGGUGGAGGAGACUGUGUUCUGUCCUCUGAAAGAUGGACAGAUGUCUAUUCAUGAUGGAUUUCUUGUCCAUGCAAGUGAUCCCAACACGUCCCGGAGGAGGCGCUGUGGCUUUGUGAUCCGUUAUGUUCCCACCUGUGCAAACCCCAUUCAGGAUCCUGAUCGACCCAGGAAGUUUCAUGCAACAAUGUUGGCUUGUGGAGAAGACCAGUUCAAUCAUUUCUCCAACAAAAGCUCAUGA
Molecule: messenger RNA, 795 nt
Organism: Nothobranchius furzeri (turquoise killifish)
Lineage: Eukaryota; Metazoa; Chordata; Actinopteri; Cyprinodontiformes; Nothobranchiidae
Source: RefSeq, a predicted model, not a curated record